AACUGCCAAAGGUAUCGGUGACGGCAGAUACGAGGGGCAGAGACGCUUGAGGCUCCGUUUUGUUUCUGGUGUGCGGGGCUUGGUCGCCGAGCUGAUUACUGGACCAAUUUGAAAAAGGAGCAGGGAGAAGAGGAGACGAGGGACAGCAGAGAUGGCUUCUCUGAGGGAGCCGCUUCAAGCCUUCGCCCAGAUCCUCAUGGCGAGGAAAGUUAUGUCUCAAGACGAAGCCCAGAAGGCGCUGGACGUUUCCUACCAGAGAUUCGGAGAGCUCGCGUUCACCCUCGACGAGGCGAUUUCGAAGGUGGACAAGAUGCUGAGCAGCAUGGACAUGGGGGUGAGAAGUAUGAAGGCAAGCGGGCCAAACGGGUUGAUCUACCACUGUUUCAUCAACAAGACCGCGGACGAGAUCGCGAAGCUGCACGGAUCCAAGCUGGAAGACUGGCAGGUCAAGGCCUUCCGGGGCAUGAUCGAAAAGUUCGCGAAGAGUGAGGAGCAGCAGCUCGAGCUGCUGGACUUGCAAGGCCUCACGGAGCACAUCAAAACGAAGGAGGCUGAAAGCACCAAGAGGGAGAUGAUCAAGUCUUUCGCGGACCAGCUGGUGGACGACUUCUGGCUCACGCGUCCGGGCAACGACGUGUUCUACCGACUGGGGGUCAGGACGUACGUGGAGCUCCCGGAGUUGCUAAAGACGUUCGACUUGGAGGUCCCGCAGGUCAUCCACCACUAAAGGAUGCGCUCUGUGCACUCCACCCGUACACCACGCGGUCCGGAUAGCCCGGCCAACUCAGGCGGACCAGUUCAUGGAAUGGUUUCAAAGCAUCGCUUAUGGGUUGUGUGUGACAGUGGAUUCCACGGUGCCCCUGUUGUUGAACUACAGAGUACUGUGUUCUGAGGUUUUGCAUGAGACACGCAUCGUCAAUGGCACCGUGUUGCCAGGGGUUCGGCACCUCCAGUGCCUCGAUUUGCCUUUACAAGUAAGUUUCGUUGAGUCGCCCGCCAAGCCAAGUACCCACUUUUGUUGCCCCUUUUUUGUCCGGGCGCUUGGUUUUGUCGCGAACGUCCUGUGCAGCCUAUUAGUGGGGUUGGUUAUGUUGGAGUGACUAUCGCGAAACCC
Ectocarpus siliculosus is the source of this 1114-nucleotide messenger RNA. The record is from the annotation of a GenBank genome assembly. NCBI's taxonomy places the organism in Eukaryota, Phaeophyceae, Ectocarpales, Ectocarpaceae.